UUUCGCCCGACCGCUAGGGGUCUGUAUUGAGCUGAAUGACACUCACAGACAUACCGCAGAAGAAAAGACAUCAGCAUUCGAGUUGUAGCAUCACAGAAAACAAGAAAGCUAGGAAAUCAGUUCAGUUUCUGAAGAGCAGACAUGAAACUGUACUGUCUCUCAGGUCACCCCACUCUGCCCUGUAAUGUGCUCAAGUUUAAGUCCACCACCAUCAUGCUGGACUGUGGGCUGGACACAACAGCAGCUCUGUACUUCCUGCCUCUUCCUCUCGUGCACAGUCCAAGAUUAUCCAAACUCCCAGGAUGGGUUUCCAAAGAUGGAGCCAUAAACCUGGAAAAGGAGUUGAAGGAAUGCUCAGGACGUGUGUUUGUGGACUCGCAGCCUGAAUUUUGCCUCCCUGAAAAAGAGCUGCUGGACCUCUCCACCAUAGACGUGAUCCUGAUCUCCAACUAUCACUGCAUGAUGGCUCUGCCGUACAUCACCGAACACACGGGCUUCACCGGGACCGUGUACGCCACUGAACCCACGCUACAGAUCGGCAGGCUGCUGAUGGAGGAGCUGGUGACGUUCAUGGAGAGAGUACCAAAGGCUCAAGCUGCGACCUGCUGGAAGAACAAAGAAAUACAGCGGUUGCUCCCGGGGCCUCUGAAGGACGCGGUGGACGUCUGGAGCUGGAGGAAGUGUUACAGCGUACAGGAAGUCAAUUCUGCUCUCAGUAAAGUCCAGCUGGUGGGAUACUCUCAGAAAGUGGAGCUGUUUGGAGCGGUGCAGGUCACACCCUUGAGUUCGGGAUAUUCUCUGGGCAGCUCCAACUGGAUCAUUCAGUCGCAUUAUGAGAAAGUGUCUUAUGUGUCUGGCUCGUCUCUGCUCACCACACACCCUCAGCCCAUGGAGCAGAGCUCUCUGAAGAACAGCGACGUGCUCAUCCUGACAGGCCUGACCCAGAUCCCCACCGCCAACCCAGACGGCAUGCUGGGAGAAUUCUGCAGCAACCUGG
Carassius gibelio (silver crucian carp) is the source of this 997-nucleotide messenger RNA. RefSeq names its product integrator complex subunit 9 (gene ints9). Gene Ontology annotation, cellular component: integrator complex. The record is from RefSeq and is a predicted model, not a curated record. Gene Ontology annotation, biological process: snRNA processing. Lineage: Eukaryota; Metazoa; Chordata; Actinopteri; Cypriniformes; Cyprinidae.